Chaetomium fimeti is the source of this 1326-nucleotide messenger RNA. Its product is annotated as putative amidoligase enzyme-domain-containing protein. The transcript has 3 exons. Lineage: Eukaryota; Fungi; Ascomycota; Sordariomycetes; Sordariales; Chaetomiaceae. The coding region runs from base 1 to 1326 and encodes 441 amino acids. The record is from RefSeq and is a predicted model, not a curated record.
AUGGCCAGUAGCAGCAGGACGAAGACGGCGCCGCCUGCACCGAAGCCCCUCUUUGGUGUCGAGAUCGAGAUCUACGUCAAGAUCAAGUCAUCCCUCGCAGACAGGAUCAGGGAAAGGAGAUACAGAGACAGGGCCACCAUACAGAAAUACUGGCUCGACUGGGAGUUCGACCUUGAGAAUGGCCAGGGCAACCUGGAAAGAAAGGCCAAGCAGCGUGAAUGUGUUGGCCAAGCCAUCAGGGAAAUCAUCGACAUUACCCUGGGCGACAAUCAUGGCUGGACGUGCGAGUCCGACGCCAGUCUGAAGGAAUGGGCUCUCACAGCGCCCCCUAACCCGCGCAAGUGGUGGGGAAUUGAGAUUAUUUCGCCGCCCAUGUCAGUCACGAAGCACUGGCAGGAAGAGAUAGAGCUGAUCUUUUCGGCCGUUGGCAAGCACUUCGACUUUUGGACAAACGAAUGCUGUGCCUGUCACGUUCACGUAUCGCCCGGUCCGACGAAGAGGACCAAGUAUACAACGGCCCAGCUCGUCAAGAUGGCAAAGGGGGCAUACUUCUGGGAAGAUGCCUUCUAUGAUCUCCUGCCGCCCGAGCGUCGGAACAAUAGGUUGGGCACGGUCGAGCUCCGGCGGCAAGCCGGCGUCGCCUCGGCCAUGACCGCCAUCCACCGCAUCCUGUUCGCCCUCACCCUCCACAUCAGCGCCUUCCGCUACGACUUUGACGGGGUCAGGACACGGAAGACCCGCCCAGACUCCGCCGAACUCAUCCGCGAGCUCGCGGGCUGCAUCAAGAAGCUCCCCUCGGACACCUGCCACGGCAGCCGGUUCGUCGGCUUCCUGAACUGGUGCCAGGAGAGCUACGCGAACAACUGCUGCUUUACCGAGGAGCAGAUCAACGCGCGCGAGAGGGCCCUGCGCAACGGGACCACGCCGCCCAACCAGCGGUCGUCGCGCGCGCCGGCGGCGUCCUCCAGCACCACCGCGUCGCGGCCCUCGACGCCCGCCGCCACCACGACCCUGCCGUCGCGCCCCGCCCCGCGCCGUGCCGACCCGCCCCGGAGCGGCUCGCGGACGCGUCUGCCGUCGCAGCAGAUCCCCGGGUCGUCGGCCCCUACCGCACACUUGGUCUCCAGCUCCGGCGGCACGACCCGGUACGAGGUCCGAGAGCCGCCGUACAGAGAGCCGCCGUACGGGGGGUCGGCGCAGUACGGGGGCACGCCGCAGUACGGGACGCCCCAGUACGGGACGCCCCAGUACGGGGGGUCGGGGUACGGGACGCCGGGGUACGGGUCGUCGGGGUACGGGGCGCCGGGGUACGGGGGGAGGUAUUAG